Molecule: messenger RNA, 4265 nt
Organism: Cucumis melo (muskmelon)
Lineage: Eukaryota; Viridiplantae; Streptophyta; Magnoliopsida; Cucurbitales; Cucurbitaceae
Product: cytochrome P450 CYP82D47-like
Exons: 2
Coding region: 2561-4141 (526 amino acids)
Biological process (GO): defense response to other organism
Molecular function (GO): oxidoreductase activity, acting on paired donors, with incorporation or reduction of molecular oxygen; monooxygenase activity; heme binding
Source: RefSeq, a predicted model, not a curated record
AAGAACUCACUUCACUAUUCUUUUCGUUGAUAGUUCUUUUACCAAAUGAGUGUUCGUACUUACUUGUUUGUACAUGAAUUUCUUCCCCACUCAAUGGUUGUGGAGCCAAUUCUUAUUCUUGUACACCAUUGAAAACUUUCUUCUGUUUCCUAUAUGGAUGAUGACGUGGUAGAAACUUGCGAUGCCCAAUAUAUGCCAUCUUCCUUCCUUUUGGCAAAUAAAUGGAUGAAGUUUUCUCUGCACAAAUUGGACAUGCAUGACUGUACAACCACACAAGUUGCCAUACGUAGGAAAAUCAUUAAUGGUCCAUAAUAAAAUAGCUUUUAGCCCAAAAUAUUGAUCUCGAUAUGCAUCGUAACAUUCCAUCCCAUCAUGUCAAAGUAUUUUCAAAUCAUCAACUAACGGAGCUAAAUAAACAUUUAUUUCAUUUCUCAGUUGUUUGGGACCAGAUAUUAGUGCGGUCAACAUAAAAUUUUUUCGCUUCAUACAUAACCAUGGAGGUAGGUUAUAUGUCAUUAACAUCACUGGCCAACAACUAUAUCUACUGCUACGAUCUCCAUGUGGAUUUUCCCCAUAUGUGGAAAGAGCAAGACGUAGAUUUUUACGUUCCGACCCAAACUCUGGCCAUAAAUUGUCUAUUUUUUCCAUGAUAAUGCAUCUUUUGGAUGUUGUAAUAGAUCAUUCACUUUUCAUUUUCUGGCAUACCACGUCAAUAAUCUUGAUGUUUCUUUGCUUCAAAAGAUUCUUUCAAAUCAUGGAAUUGGGGAGAAAUACCACAUGACUUUCACUUGAACAUUCUUAACCUCCUUCUUUGAAUUUAUAGGAAUCUUCUAUCUUGACAUACCACAAGAGGAGCAUACAUUUGCAUCAGACAAUUCUUUCCUAAAUAAGCAACAAUCAUUUCUACAGGCAUGAAUCUUCUCGUACUUCAUUCCAAGAGUACACAAAAUCUUUUUUGCUUCAUAAGUAGAAGUAGGGCAUUCAUUGAGAGUAAGUAAGAUGUCACAAAUUAAUUGUAACAACUCAGUGAAACUCUUAUCACUCCAUCCAAAUUUAGCUUUCAAAUUAUAUAACUUUAUCAACAUAGAUAUUUUGGUAAGAUUUGUACAAUUAGGAUCUAAUAGUUUCUUGGCAUCAUCUACUAGUUCCUCAAAUUUUUCUGACUUGUCAUUAAAAUAAUUAUGCGCAGCCUCAAACAUUCCAAUUGUGUCAUCAACAUCGUCCUCGUUAAUUCUUUCUCUUACACUACUAAAGACACUUUCAUUGUUUCUCUUUAUUGGUAGUGAUUCACCAUGAAAAAUCAUUUCUUGAUAACUCUGAUCAAUGCCGUUAAAAAACAAGUGAUCUCUAAUUGUAUUCACAUCUAAAGUUUUUGCAUUCACGCACUUUAAACAAGGACAAGCCAUACGUUCGACGUCUUCGAAUGUUUCAACUCAUUUUUAAUAAACAUCUCAACCCAAAAAGCAUACUUAGUUGACAUUCUAUUAUUUUGCAUCCACGACAUAUCCAUAUUAUAUAAGAUGCAAUUUAAUCUACAAAAGAAAAUCGAGAAAACAACGAAAUUAAGUAAACUUAAACUCUUACCCACAUUCCAAAAACUAACAAGUUCUAUAUAACCCAAACCAAAAACCUCUAUAUUAUACACUCAAACGACUACAAAACUCGCAAUUGUAUCACUCAAUCAACUAAUAAACAAAUUAAUCUCAAAUUAAAACCAUCCACAAAAACCAAACACAAGCUCACGUAAAUGUGUCGAGAUACUGGUGGAACCCUCAAGUAGCUAGUGUGACACAAAUAUUGGUCAUGUUUCAAAUAAUGUAAAUAUUUGUCUAUUAUACAUUGAUAAAUCAUAAGAGUAAAUUCCUCAUGUUAUACAUGUUGGUCUAUUAUACAUUGAUAAAUCAUAAGAAUUUAUCAAUUAUAGAAGUCUAUUUUUAAUAGAUUUUGCUUCAUUUAUAAUUUUUUUAAAAUGUUAUUUUAUACUUUGAUUAUUAUUUCUAAAAUUAGCGCCUAUUAUUACCCUAUACAUAAAGAAAGGUCGUGAAGCCCGUAAUGGUUUCCCACCGCCCACACUUCCUUAUUUUGAUAACCCAUCAUCUCCGUAAUCAACCAAUAAAAACAAUUUCUCACCUCCCACUUAACCAAAGUAAAAUGGUUGCUUAGUUAAAUGAAAAUCAACUGAGCUUUGUGAGUGAGUUCUGGGCUCCGUUUUCCCAAAAGUUUUCAUUCAUUUCAUUUAAUAUUAUUUUCAUGACUUCGUGUCCCCCACCAUUAAGUUUGCUUUAAGUUGAUUUUUGUUUUUUUCUAAUUAUUGAGGACCAGCAUGCAUGUUGGAGAUGAAUUAUUGCAACGUAAAGCUUGUCCAAUGACAAUGACCACGGUUUUUAUUUGAUAUGUACGCCUUCAAAUUUUAAAUAUGUACAUUGUGAUCCAACCGUCUCUAAAAACUCCAUUCAACUUAAUUUUGGACGCCAUGUGGCCUCUUAUCUAAACACACCCAUCUACCGUGCUGAAAGUUCUCCCAAGUUCCCACCCUAACAUUUAAGAAGAUUAUGCAUAAAUGGAAAAACCGCCUCACGCCGUUGCCGGAGUAAUCUUUGCACUUGUCUUCAUUAUCUAUCUUCUUUUCAUCGUGUCUAGGAGAUCCGCAGGUCAUCCUAAGAGAUUCCCACCAGAAGCCGAUGGCGCUUGGCCAGUGAUCGGCCACCUCCAUCUUCUAAAUGCAAGUGAGCCAAUCCACAUAACAUUGGCCAAAAUGGCCGAUGCGUAUGGACCAAUAUUCACGUUCAGAUUCGGUAUGAAAAGGGCGUUGAUUGUGAGCAAUUGGGAAAUAGCGAAAGAAUGUUUUACUACAAACGAUAGAAUCUUUGCGUCUCGUCCAAAGCAACUUGCAUCAAAGCUUCUUGCCUAUGACUACGCAAUGAUGGUGUUCAGCCCUUACAAUCAACACUGGCGCUAUGUACGCAAACUAGCCAUGCUCGGACUCUUCACUAACCAACGCAUCGAGCAGCUUGAACACGUUAGAGCAGUCGAAGUUCAUAGUUGGAUGAAGGAACUUUAUGAGUUAUAUUGGCUCAAAAAUAACAAUAACAAAAGUGAGAAAGUUGUGGUGGAAAUGAAGAAAUGGUUUGUAGACAUAACCAUCAACACCAUGUUCAAGAUGGUGGUCGGAAAGCGAUUUGCGACUGCCUUUGACGACCAUGUAAGCCGUGAAAAGUGUCGAAAGGCGUUGGGGGGUUUCUUUGAAUUCUUUAUAAAAUUCAUUCCUUCAGAAUCGUUUUCGUUUUUUAGUUGGUUGGAUUUAGGAGGACACGAGAAAGCGAUGAAGAAGACUGCACAAAUAUUAGAUGAGACUUUUCACAAAUUCCUCCAAGAACAUCGUGAGAGGAGAGAUUAUUGCAGUACUGGAGAGAUGGAAGAAAAAGACUUCAUGGAUGUAAUGAUUUCUAGUGUUGAAGAUGAGGAUGGAGAGCAGCUCAACUACGAUGCUGAUACAAUUAUCAAAGCCACGUGCUUGAAUGUGAUAUUAGGUGGAAUUGACACUGCAACAAUUACAAUGUCAUGGGCUCUUUCUUUACUUCUCAACAAUGAAAAUGCAUUAAAGAAGGCCCAACUUGAGUUAAACGAACAAGUUGGAAGAGCAAGACAAGUGAAAGAGACGGAUUUGAAAAAUCUACCAUAUCUCCAAGCUAUUGUUAAGGAAACUCUACGAUUACACCCACCUGGACCACUCUUAGUCCCUCAUGAGUCAAUAGAAGAUUGUACAAUUGGUAGCCACCACAUUCCAAAAGGGACCCGCCUCAUUGUCAAUGCUCAAAAGCUCCAAAAAGACCCACUGGUUUGGGACAAUCCAUGUGAAUUUCGACCGGAAAGAUUUAUAACAAACCAAAACAAUUUUGAUGUUAGAGGACAAAAUCCUCAAUUGAUACCAUUUGGAAAUGGUCGAAGAAUGUGCCCGGCCAUCUCGUUCGCCCUUCAAAUGAUACAUCUUACGCUAUCCAACUUGCUACAUGGGUUCAAACUUGAUAGACCAUCACAAGAACUUGUUGACAUGGAAGAGAGCUGUGGAUUGGCCAGUGGUAGAAAAGCACCGCUCGAAGUUGUUUUAACUCCGCGACUACCCGCUUCUGUUUAUGAGUAAUAAUUUUGGGAUCAAAUUGUAGAACAGAUGUGUGUGACCCUUUCAAGAGUACAAAUGUGCUCCCGAUGUAAUAAAAGUCGUCGUUGGUUAAAUAAUAUUUUAUGCAAUAUAUAUAAUUAGUACA